UGACAGAGAGGAAUUAGAGUGGUUUGAGCCUCAGACCUGAAAGACACGCCCGUUUGCCCGGGUCCUUGGACAGUCCCGAUCCAGUUAUCUGCCAAGGAGUGCUGGGAAGCUACUGAUCUCUCCACUCUCAGGUCACCCGCCCGUGGCAGAUCAUUCGUGCAGCACCAAGGUGCGUGCAUCCAUUUCUCUGUGCUCCACACAGGGAGAAAGCCGGCAACAUUUCUUACCUCGGGACUUGUAGGAUUAUAACGGGGAAGGUGCAAACAUGGGAGCUGGAGCAAGUGCUGAGGACAAGCGGUCUAAAGAGCUGGAGAAACAGCUCCAGGAGGAGGCUGACAAGGAGUCCAAGACCGUGAAGCUACUUCUGCUGGGUGCUGGUGAGUCUGGGAAGAGCACUAUCGUAAAGCAGAUGAAAAUUCUCCAUCAGGGUGGUUAUACAAAAGAGGAACAAUUGGAGUUCAGGGCUGUCAUCUAUGGCAACAUCCUGCAGUCUGUCCUGGCCAUUGUCAGAGGAAUGGAGAUGUUGGAUAUCAAUUUUGGCGCACCAGCAGGACAGGAGGAUGCCCAGAAGUUGCAGAACUUGUCAGACUCCACUGAGGAAGGCACCAUGCCCCCUGAGCUGUCAGAUGUCAUCAAGAGGAUUUGGAAGGACUCGGGUGUGCAGGCUGCUUACGAGAGAGCUGCUGAGUUCCAGCUCAACGACUCAGCUGGAUACUACCUCGCAGACUUGGACAGAAUUGCCGCCGCUGACUACUUACCCACUGAGCAGGAUGUGCUGCGAUCUCGAGUCAAGACCACUGGUAUCAUUGAGGAAAACUUCUCUUGCAAAGAGCUGAUCUUCAGGAUGUUCGAUGUGGGGGGUCAGAGAUCAGAGAGAAAGAAGUGGAUUCAUUGUUUCGAGGGUGUGACCUGCAUCAUCUUCUGUGGUGCCCUCAGCGCCUACGACAUGGUGCUCGUGGAAGACGAUGAAGUGAACCGCAUGCACGAGUCUCUCCAUCUAUUCAACAGUAUCUGCAACCACAGGUUCUUCGCCACCACAUCCAUUGUGCUUUUCCUCAACAAGAAAGAUCUCUUUGAGGAGAAGAUCAAGAAAGUUCAUCUCAGCAUCUGCUUCCCUGAUUAUGAUGGGCCCAACACAUUUGAUGAUGCCAGCAACUACAUCAAGCAGCAGUUCCAGGAUCUGAAUAUGAAGAAAGGAGUGAAAGAAAUCUACGCUCACUUGACCUGUGCCACAGAUACAAAGAACGUGGAAAUUGUGUUCAAUGCUGUCACAGACAUUAUCAUCAAAGAAAAUCUUAAGGACUGCGGUCUGUUCUAGGCAGUGAUCACAAAAAAGGGAUUUUGCUUCUGGUACUAUGCCUCGAGCACAGCUCUGAGAAGACCCACAGGUUGCACUACUGGCUGUGGCUGAUGCUCACCCAGAAGGCCCAGGUUUCUGUCACCCCUCCGUCCACACCAGUCCGCAUUCAUGCUGGAUAGUGCAAAACAGACUUGACCCGAGACCCAACUCUCCCGGAAACAACACACACCAUUACAGGGGGAUGAUGAAUGUCACUUUGAGAGAAACAUUUUAUAAAAAUGUGGGUACCUCAAAG
Molecule: messenger RNA, 1595 nt
Organism: Alosa sapidissima (American shad)
Lineage: Eukaryota; Metazoa; Chordata; Actinopteri; Clupeiformes; Clupeidae
Gene: gnat2
Product: guanine nucleotide binding protein (G protein), alpha transducing activity polypeptide 2
Exons: 9
Coding region: 266-1318 (350 amino acids)
Biological process (GO): adenylate cyclase-modulating G protein-coupled receptor signaling pathway; detection of chemical stimulus involved in sensory perception of bitter taste
Cellular component (GO): photoreceptor inner segment; photoreceptor outer segment; heterotrimeric G-protein complex
Molecular function (GO): G protein-coupled receptor binding; GTPase activity; G-protein beta/gamma-subunit complex binding
Source: RefSeq, a predicted model, not a curated record